Molecule: messenger RNA, 1923 nt
Organism: Aspergillus terreus NIH2624
Lineage: Eukaryota; Fungi; Ascomycota; Eurotiomycetes; Eurotiales; Aspergillaceae
Exons: 8
Coding region: 1-1923 (640 amino acids)
Biological process (GO): transmembrane transport
Cellular component (GO): membrane
Molecular function (GO): myo-inositol:proton symporter activity
Source: RefSeq, a predicted model, not a curated record
AUGGCGGAUACCUUGGGGAAGAAAGACCUAGAUGACGCGCCUGUUUCCCAGGUGGAGGAAACUAAUGUGGAAGUCGUGAAGCAGUUUGUACCCCAGUCUCUUGCAAGCGACGGGGAGUCUGCCGAGAAGGCCCAGGCUGAGCAUAUCAACCUGAACAAAAACCUGUCAGCCAAGAUCAAGAACCCCCUGGCAGACUUGACCCCAGACCAGGUCCUUCGUGAUGUCGAGGAGUUUGCCAACGAGCAUGGUCUGGAGGAGUCUCUUCCUCUUUUGAGAAAGGGUGUUCUGAUCUCGCGGGACCCGGAGAAUUACAGGUCGGUCCCAGGCAUGACCGAAGAGGACAUCACUGCGAUUGAAAACGAGGUCGUCCACAAGUGGCGUCAGCCGUGGUCCCUGUACUUCACCAUCAUUCUCUGUUCCAUUGGUGCCGCCGUCCAGGGAUGGGAUCAAACCGGAAGUAACGGUAUGAAUAUCAACAAAGCAGAGCCUGCCAACCUCUCUUUCCCCGCACAGAUGGGUAUUCCCCAAGAGGGCCCAAACGCUGCGAGGAACCAGUGGAUCGUGGGUGUCGUGAACGCCGGCCCCUAUAUCGCUAGCGCCUGUCUGGGCUGCUGGCUCUCGGACCCCGUGAAUGACUUCUUCGGCCGCCGUGGUGCCAUCUUCGGCUCGGCCAUCUUCUGCUUCGCCGCUCCUCUUGGUGGUGCCUUCUGCCAAACCUGGCCCCAGAUGUUCGUGACCCGGCUUCUGCUUGGAUUGGGAAUGGGCUUGAAAGGCUCGACUAUCCCCAUCUACUGUGCGGAGAAUACGCCGGCCGUCAUUCGUGGUGGUCUGGUCAUGUCCUGGCAACUGUGGACCGCAUUCGGCAUUUUCCUCGGAACCUGCGCGAACCUGGUCGUCAAAGACACGGGCGAUAUUGCCUGGAGACUGCAAAUCGGAUCCGCCUUCAUUCCUGCCCUGCCGUUGAUUUUCGGUGUGUAUAUCUGCCCGGAGUCCCCUCGUUGGUACAUCAAAAAGGGCCAGUUCAAGAAAGCAUUCGAAUCUCUUCGUCGGCUUCGGAACACCGAGCUUCAGGCGGCUCGGGAUCUCUAUUACAUCUACGCGCAGGUCAAGGUGGAGCAAGAAAUUGCUGGCGAAGGCAACUAUGUCACCCGUUUCAUUGAGCUGUUCACGAUCCCCCGCCUGCGUCGGGCCACCCUGGCCUCCUUCACCGUCAUGCUGGCCCAGCAGAUGUGUGGUAUCAACAUCGUCGCCUUCUACUCGUCUACCAUUUUUGAGAAAGCCGGCGCUGGUUAUACCGGAGCUCUUUGGGCCUCGUUCGGCUUCGGUCUAGUGAAUUUCCUGUUCGCCUUCCCCGCCGUCUUCACCAUCGAUACAUACGGACGUCGCGCCCUGCUUCUCUUCACUUUCCCCCAGAUGGCCUGGACGCUGCUGGCGGCCGGCUUCUGUUUCUACAUCCCCGAAGAGAACAGAGCCCACUUGGCCUGUAUCGCUCUGUUCGUCUUCCUGUUCGCCGCGUUCUACUCGCCAGGAGAAGGUCCCGUGCCGUUCACCUACUCGGCCGAGGUCUUUCCGCUUUCUCAUCGUGAGGUUGGAAUGUCUUGGGCUGUGGCCACUUGUCUCGGCUGGGCCGCCGUCCUUUCCAUCACCUUCCCACGCAUGCUGGACGCCAUGACGCCGACAGGAGCUUUCGGAUUCUAUGCUGGUCUCAACGUCACUGCCUUGGUCAUGAUCUUCUUCUGGGUCCCCGAGACGAAGCAACGCACCCUCGAAGAACUCGACUACAUCUUUGCCGUGCCGACUCGCAUGCACAUGAGCUACCAGCUGAAGAAGGCGCUUCCCUACUGGGUCAACCGGUACAUCUUCCGCCGCAAUGUGACGCUGGAGCCGCUGUACAAGUUCGACCAUCUUGGCAAUACGGCUUGA